UUUGAUUGGUGUCUAAAAUGAAUGGAAAAUUUUUCUUAAUUUAAAAAAAAAAAAAAAAAAAAGAUGACCGGCAGGGGGAAGCCCGGUGGGGAAAGCUGUUAGUGGCACCAGACAGGACACUCACACGAAAGAAAACAUCGUGACGUCAGAGACAGGGCAGCGUUCCUGGGAGGAGUUAGGGAGCUGGGUCACACGCUUUAGGGAGCCCAUUUGGCCCAGGUGACACGGCAGAGUCGCGGGUGGCUGGGCUGUGCAGAGAUGUACUUCUACUGGGCUGCCGACGCCCCGCAGCCUCAGCGCCUGGAGGCGGGAGAUGGCGGUGAGCUCUUGCAGGCAUCCAGUGGAGAGCGCCACUCCCUGCUACUGUUCAGCAACCACCGGGUGUACUCCUGUGGGGACAACAGCUUGGGCCAGCUGGGCCAGAAGAGAGAGCAGAAUACUGAACGGCCAGAACCAAUUCAGGCAUUGGAUUCUCUGCACGUUGACCUCGUGAGCUGUGGGAAGGAGCACUCCAUGGCUAUCUGCCACAAAGGAAGGGUCUUUGCAUGGGGAGCAGGUUCUGAAGGGCAGCUGGGGAUCGGAGAAUUUAAGAAAAUAAAUUUAACGCCUACGAAAAUAAAAACUCUGGCUGCCAUAAAAAUAAUCCAAGUUUCCUGUGGACACUACCACUCCUUGGCAUUAUCUGAAGAUGGCCAAGUGUUUUCAUGGGGAAAAAACAGUCAAGGUCAGCUGGGCCUGGGGAAGAAUUUCCAGUCCCAAACCAGCCCACAGAAGGUGAAGUACCUGGAGGGAAUCCCACUGGCUCAGGUGGCUGCAGGUGGCAACCACAGCUUUGCUCUCUCUCUCACGGGGACUUCAUUUGGCUGGGGAAGCAACAGUGUUGGGCAGCUGGCCCUCAGUGGGGAAAAAAUGGAAGCAGUGCAGAUCCACAAGCCUCAUUCAAUUGGUGCCCUGAAGAAUCUGGGUGUGAUUUAUAUUAGUUGUGGUUAUGAGCACACUGCAGUGCUUACCCAGGAUGGGCAAGUGUUUACAUUUGGAGGCAAUAACUCUGGGCAGCCACAGCACAGCCCCAGGAGUGAGAGAAGAGGCCCACAACUCGUGGAAGGAAUUGGUGGCCGCGUUUCUAAGAUAGAAUGUGGGAGUUAUCACACCAUGGCAUACGUCGACACCACUGGUCAGGUGGUAUCUUUAGGAUGUGGACCAAGUCCCACAAGCAACCCAACUCAUCAGGAGGUCCCAGCAGAGAACUCUGACAUCACCUGCCUGCUCUCUGCAGAAGACCUCAUGGAUGUUCAAGUCAAAGACAUUUUUGCUGGGGCACAUGCCAACUUUGUGGCAACUCACCAGGUGUCACAUACUAGGUCCACAAGUGUUUCCAUGAAAAUCCUGCCAGAAAUUAACCGAAUCAACCAGUCACUGGCACAGAAAUGGAUAGCAGUGAAAAGAAAUAAAGAGUGUGGAGAAGCUAAAAGAGAAAUUGAGAUGAUAUUUUCAUCUGCUGCUUGUUUGACUGCAAGUUUUUUGAAGAAAAGAGAUACUGGAGAGAAGAAUUUCAUUGAUGUGGACUUAAAUAUGGCAAGGAGUGUCUUCAAGAAGUUAACAGCAGUGAAAUGGAUUUCUUCCACGAUAGCCACAUGUCUUGAGGAUAAUCUGAUCAAAGCUCUUCCAUAUCAUUCUCUACAUCAAGAUGCUCUAUUGAUUUUUCUUUUGCUCCCGGAAUGUCUCAUGAUGCAGGAUCCUAAGAAGCGGAAGACCCUGACAGUUAAAUUUGCAAAGGGUAUUUAUGAAAUGAAUAAGAAAUCAUUAGCAUUCUUGAAAAAGUGUUGGACAUCUUUGGAAGUUUCUUUUCUCAAUACACUGGUCCAGAUGCUAAAGGAAGCUAUCAUCAUCAUCUCUCAACUGUGUGAUCCAGUUUCAAUCGAACAGCAUCAAUAUGAUCUUAAAGUUCUUUUAGAAAUGAUGAAACAUGUGCAUAAGGCUAACCAUCAACUUCCAGAAAGUACUUUCAUCAUAAAUGAGCUUUCUGCCAUCUUAGACAUCAUUAUAAAACAACGCAUACUGUUCUUCUUGUAUCACAAUCCGCCAUUUUUAGAAUGCCCCGAUCCUACUGUUUUCAAUGAUUUUCUAUUCAGCUUUGAUUUGCCAUCCAAAAUUAAGUUAAUGAAUUAUGAGUCCUCUGUAAAGCUGAUGUGUGAAGCCAGGGAAUCUGAAAGCAUGAGACCACCAUUCCUAAUACUGAGAGUCAAACGAAGUCACCUGGUUGAAGACACCAUGCGUCAGUUAGGACAAGCUGAAUCCUUUGACCUUAGGAAACCACUAACGGUCGAAUUUAUUCAAGAAAUUCGUGCUGAGAGUGGAGGGGUGAGUUCAGAGUUCUUCCACUGCAUAUUUGAAGAGAUGACAGACCCCAAGUAUGGAAUGUUCAUGUAUCCUGAAAAGAGUUCCAACAUGUGGUUUCCAGCCAAUCCUAAGAUUGAGAAGAAGAACUAUUACCUUUUUGGGAUCUUGUGUGGACUCUCCCUAUCCAAUUUAAAGGCUGUCAACCUUCCUUUCCCACUGGCUUUAUAUAAAAAACUUCUGAAACAAGAGCCGUCACUGGAAGAUUUAAAAGAACUCAGUUUUCCCUUGGGGAAGAGUUUGCAAGAAGUUCUAAAUUGUGAGGCUGGUGACACUGAAGAACUUCAUAUAAAUUUUUCCAUACACUGGGACCAAGAAGAUGUUGACUUAAUUCCAAAUGGGGUCUCUGUACCUGUGAACCAAACCAACAAGAAAGACUAUGUUUCUAAGUGUGUCGAUUACAUUUUUAACACCUCUGUAAAGACGAUUUAUGAGGAAUUUCAUAGAGGAUUUUACCAGGUGUGUCAUUGGGAUAUAAUUAGACGGUUACAGCCUGAAGAGCUAAUGACAGCAAUAAUUGGAAAUGCUACUUAUGACUGGACACAAUUUGAAAAUAAUUCACAGUAUGAAAAAGAAUAUCACAAAUCACAUCCAACUAUUCUACUCUUUUGGAAAGCUUUCCAUGGAUUAACUUUGGAUGAAAAGAAAAAAUUCCUCUUGUUUCUUACAGGACGUGAUAGACUUCAUGUAAAAGGCCUACAGUAUGACGGAAUAAAAUUUCGUUGUCCUCAAACUCUCAGUGAAAAGGAUAACCCAAGAUCAUUGACGUGUCACAGUAUUCUAGACCUGCCUAAAUAUUCUACCAUGAAAAGGAUGAAGGAAGCACUUCAGGUGGCAAUCAAUAAUAACAAGGGGUUUGUCUCAUGGGGAUGAUGCUGAAAUAAUCACCUCCCACCAUUAUAACCACCGGCGUCAGGAAUUAUGUCUUUGACUUUUGGGUUCUUCAGUUUUUCCUUAAUCUAAUUCAUACAAAAGGUUAAAGGAUUUUACUUAGAAUUAGUCAGACAGUUUUUGAGAUAGAGAAGUUAUAAAUUAAUGUUUUAGUGGAACAAAAUUCUGUAAAACAUUUGCUAUAUUCCUAAACUUGCUAUUAGAAUGUUUGUUUGGGUUGAAAUAUUUUUCUGAACAACAAUUAUCAUUGAAUAAUGUACUAAAUAUUUUAGAUAUUCAGUAUUGGUGCUAGAGAGAGAACUCAGUGGUAAAGAGCACUGGCUGCUCUUUCAGAGGUUUAAUUUCCAGCACCCACAUGGCUGCUCACAUCCCACCUGUAACUUCAAUCCUAGUAGAUCUAACACCCUCUUCUGGCCUCCAAGACACUGCAUGGAUAUGGUACACAGACAUACACACAGACAAAACACUCAUAGAUGUAAAUUAACAAUAAAUAAAUAGAUAAAUAAAUAAAUAAAAUAGUAUUUACUUAAAAUGUUAUUGUACUAAUAAUAAACUAUUGAUUUGAAAGAAUGUACAACUCUGAAAAAGUUAGCAAAAAUAUGCACUGCUUUCAAUAUGUUUUUGAGGGACAUAAAUGUAUAUUUUGUAUUAAGAAAUAUAUUUAGAGUUUUUGAUCUUAAUAAAUGCUAAAUAAUUUAUUUUCAAAAUCUAAGUGUUGAAGUUUAUGAUUCUUUGAACAUAUUUAUACAUAUACUUAGUACAGUGUUUCUGAAGUCAUUUUAAAUGUAGAUAAUGUUAUUUUGGUAAAAUACUGAGCCCAAUCAGGAACUCAUCAGAAAAUGUGAAGAAGUUGAGAUAUGUCUUAUUAUGAUGUUAUAGAGCAAAUUAAUGAAGCAAUCUAACUACUAUGGGAAAUGACCAAUAUGUCUUAUAUAGUGGUUUUACUUAAUGUUAAAAUGUAAACUACAUUAUACAGCUUUGAGAUGAUUUUAUAAACUUAUAUGGUUUGUCAUAAGAGUGGCAUAUAGGCUGUUGUGACAGGCCCUCAUCGUAAAAGUUCCUUUCCUGUAAGGAUAUUGUAUAGCACUUUAUCAGACUUCACAUGCAAGUUGUUCACUGUCUCCAAAGGAACCAAACAAAAUAAUAAAUGUAGAAGAUUAUAAGAUGAUUGUCAUCAACAGCAACAACAAAAACAAAUAUUUCACUGGAAGAGGGAACCAUCUUCAGUUAAUUCCCUGACUGCAGCAUUGUUCCAGUACCAGACAAAGAUGUUACGGAGAAAGAGAACCAUAGAAAUCUUAUGUAGACUGACACCAGAAUUCUUUGCUACAUUUUAAUGUACGCAGCACAUCCAAUAAAAAGUAGAAGGGAUAAUGCCUCGCAACCAAGUAGGAAUUAACCCAGAAAUGCAUUUAAGAAUCAACUCUAUCUCACCACAUUAAUAGGAAAGAAUGCGUGUGUAAUACCUCAGAAUUGUCAGAAAAGAACCUGGGUCAAAUUUAACAGCUAGUCAUGUAUGAGAAUGCAAACAAGGCCUAAAGGAGACUGCCAACUCGAUAAAACCUAAACACAGUUGACUUCUCAGUGGCAAAAGACUGAAUGCUUCCCAGUGCCAAGGAAAUGAAAAGGCUUAUCAUAUUCAUGUAACACUAUAUUCAGGGUAUGAAUCCAUAUUAUAAUGUGAAGAAAAUAAAAGACAUUAAUUCAAAAACAA
Peromyscus californicus insignis is the source of this 5002-nucleotide messenger RNA. Its product is annotated as E3 ISG15--protein ligase Herc6-like. Gene Ontology annotation, molecular function: ubiquitin-protein transferase activity. NCBI's taxonomy places the organism in Eukaryota, Metazoa, Chordata, Mammalia, Rodentia, Cricetidae. Bases 259 to 3270 code for a protein of 1003 amino acids. The transcript has 24 exons. The record is from RefSeq and is a predicted model, not a curated record.